UCGGUUGUAUCGGCGCUGGAUCGCUCUCCCCUGGGUAUCUCAGCCCAUGGUCUGGGUUCGGUGCGCUCGGUGCUCGGCUCGUGUCGCCUGGCUACCUGCUCCGCUGGCUGGCUCGGUGUGAGCGGCUCGUGACUGGGAUUUACCGGCUCGUCUGGCUCGGCUGGCUCCGGACUCCGUGCUAUCGGCGCUCGCUUGCUCUCCCCUGCCUGGGCGAUGAAUGGCCGCCGCUGCUCCCGGAGCCGCUGAGAGCCGAGGACCGGAAACGGCAGCCGGGGGGAGCGGACCGCGGUGAGAGCAGGAGGACCGACCACCGGACCCUGCAGCCUCCCCACUGCCCGCAUUCCUCUCUCCUCUCUUCGGAUUCUCGUCCUACCUCUCUCUUUUCGCCAUGUCGCAGACCUUGCAGAUGGAGAUCCCAAACUUUGGGAACAGUAUCCUGGAGUGUUUGAAUGAGCAGCGGCUGCAGGGACUGUAUUGUGAUGUCUUUGUUGUGGUUCGCGGCCACCAAUUCCGAGCACACCGGGCUGUCCUGGCAGCCAGCAGCUCCUACUUUAGAGACCUGUUUCACAACAGCAAGAACCUAGUGGUGGAGCUGCCUGGAUCUGUCCAACCCCAGUCCUUCCAGCAGAUUCUGAGCUUCUGCUACACAGGAAGGCUUAGCAUGAAUGUGGGAGACCAGUUUCUACUCAUGUACACUGCUGGCUUCUUGCAGAUUCAGGAGAUAAUGGAGAAGGGGACAGAGUUCUUCCUGAAGGUCAGCUCUCCAAGUUGCGACUCCCAGGGCCUCCACCCAGAAGAAACCCCAAACUCUGAACCACCAAGUCCUGCCGCAGCAACAGUGGCAACAACCCCAGCAGCAUCAGCAGCUGCCGCUGCCACUCUCUCAUCAUCUACUUCAACCACCUCUUCCCGAGCUCCACGUGUGAAGACUGAGAGCCAGGAGUCCGAGGCAGUGCAGUGCACUCCUGUGGCUAAGAGACUCUGGGAUGGUGGACAGAAAGAGGCUGGAGGAGGGGUUAGGAAGGUGCCCCGCUUCUCUCAGAAUGCAGGUGGUGGUGGUGGUGGUGGUGGCGGUGGUGGUGGCACUCCAGCACCAGUAGCACCACCAGGAUCAGAGAGGACAAGCCCUGGCACUUCCAGUGCCUAUACAAGUGACAGCCCUGGCUCAUUCCACAACGAGGAGGAUGAAGAGGAGGAGGUGGGAGAGGAUGGAACAGAGGAACAAUACAGACAAAUCUGUAAUAUGUAUGCUAUGUACAGCAUGAUGAACGUCAACCAGGCUGCUGAGACCCCAUCUGUUGAAAAGGUGGAGGCUCUUCCUGAUCCCGUGGUCUCCGAGUCGAGAAACCGUGUUCGUGUCAGGCAGGACUUAGCCACUCUUCCUGCCGAGCUGAUCAGUCAAAUUGGGAAUCGCUGCCACCCUAAGCUGUAUGAAGAGGGGGAUCCUGCCGAGAAGAUUGAGCUGGUUACAGGUACCAAUGUGUUUAUUACCCGGGCUCAACUGAUGAACUGUCAUAUCAGCGCUGGGACCAGACAUAAAGUGCUUCUCCGCAGGCUGCUGGCAUCUUUCUUUGACAGGAAUACGUUGGCAAAUAGCUGUGGGACAGGAAUUCGCUCAUCUACGAACGACCCCAGCAGGAAACCACUGGACAGUAGAGUGCUGCAUGCAGUAAAAUUUUACUGCCAGAACUUUGCCCCUAAUUUCAAAGAGAGUGAAAUGAAUGCCAUAGCCGCUGACAUGUGCACAAAUGCCCGGCGCGUGGUGCGCAAGAGCUGGAUCCCCAAAUUAAAGCUACUGAUGGCUGAAGGAGACGCUUACACAUCGUUCAUCAAUGACACUGGCAAGAUGGAGCCUGACCUGGUAGGAGGUCCUGCUGGUGGAGAUCAGGGGGCAGGAUAUGACGCGGGCCUGGUGAAGGAGUGCCCUGACCCCUUCCCUACACACCAGUGAAAUGUAGAAAUGCCCUCGCCAUGAGGCGAAGGAUGGACAUUAAGGUACUCAGGAGAUGGGCUGUCACCGCCGCUCGAGGAAUUGCCAGCAUGGCUGUGCGCUGCUACACAACCAUGAGACUAAUCUUGAUGCUCUCAGUAUCACUAUACACUGCUGCAUGAGGUACUCCGUAUCAUUAAUACAGCGUCACGUGUCCAUUUUCAAUAUACAGUUAUACGCAGUGUCAUUAUAUAGCCCAGCGUGUUCAUUCAGUGUAUAGGGAUACUCCGCAGCAUUUUCCGGCGCACCAUGAUCCUAUUGCUGGUAUGGAGAUACUCCGUACCAUUUAACGAGAUUGAGUUGUAUAUAGAUUCUCUGCAUCGUUUUAUAGUGCAGUUUGGGGUAGAUACUCUAUAUCACUGGCCCUUUGAUAACCCAACUCCUGCAUUCCUCAUGCCUGGGAGAUAGAGAGAACUUUAUUUUUUAAUAAUUCUUGUGUCCUUUUUCCUGUCUGCAGCCUGUAUAAUCCCCUUUGCUUCCGGCGAGUGGUUUUCACUACAGGAUACGCAACCACGCCGUCAGAGGGGGGCUAUGUAUGUGUAUAUAUGUGUAGACACACUGAUAGCGGGAGGGUGGGCUGUGUAUGUGUAAAGUCUGUGUGGUUUAUUUACCUUAAGGGAUAUACAAGGUAUUUACAUGUUAUUCCGUGGGCUGAUCCAUUAAUUUGCACAGGUUGAUGCCUACAGUGUUAAGCAACAUGGAUAAAUGUUACCUUUCAUUACUGGGGGGGUCCAACUGCAGUCUUUGAAGGUUACUUAUUAAUGCUAUUUGAUUGCAUGUGAAAUAUCUUCUAGGAUAUUUACCUUUGAGCACCCCAUCUUAGAACAUCAGUUCCUAUGGUGACUAAGCCUUCUUGAUUGUAAGGUCGUUGUCUGUGAGUGUGUACGUAUAGGCGCACACAAAUUCUUAUGCACACAGUUUCUGGAAAUGGGUUUGUCGCUUCUAAAUGAAAUACUUGAGCAGCCUUGGGGUUUAUUAACUAAAGUGAUAAGUUGAAAAGAUUAGUUCAAAAAAAAAUAAAUAUGACUGCAAUGCAGCCAAUCAGGGAAGGGAGAGGCCUACUCUCCGCUCUGAUUGGAUGCAAGGACAGGGGACCACUUCCUGAUCUCUCCAGCAACCUAGACCGCUGAGAUGGCUAUACAGUGCAAGAACAUACAACCAAUCUAUAACUUGGGGGGCCUGUGCCAGUAACCACUUUGGCUCCAUUAGUCCAACCUUGGCCCUAAUUAAGAAAGUGAACUCUGGAUAUAUUGGCUUUAUGGAACGAGAAUCCAAAGAUUGAACAGGUCCACAGAGAACAAAAUAAUAUCGCUGUGUAGGCCACCGCUCUUUUUAAUUUACUUCCUGUUCUAGUGACCAACUUUGGGCCCAAAAGGCUAGCUGAGCCUCAUGGGCAUUGUAGCCCAAAACAGCUGGGCUGCAAAAGGUUAUUUGCAUUUAUAAAGAGGCGGUGACUAGAAGGUAAUUCUAAUUGCCUUACACAUACAUACACUCACUUUGCUGAGUUGGUAUCCAACUAUUGAGCAUACAGUUCAAUGUUUACAGUGUGCUAGGAAGUGUAUAGAUGGAUUUGGCUUUCCCAGGCUUUCUAUGCUGAUGGUAGAGCCGUAAAUACUGCAUGGAGCAGCCCCUGCUCCCGAAUGGCAAGGUUACAAAUUUACUAGAAACUGUAGGUAGCAGUGAAAGGCUUCUGCUUGUGCAGCCUCUCCAUCCAAUCAAA
Pelobates fuscus (common spadefoot toad) is the source of this 3710-nucleotide messenger RNA. It is a transcript of the gene NACC1, whose product is annotated as nucleus accumbens associated 1. Gene Ontology annotation, biological process: regulation of transcription by RNA polymerase II. Lineage: Eukaryota; Metazoa; Chordata; Amphibia; Anura; Pelobatidae. The coding region runs from base 389 to 1951 and encodes 520 amino acids. The transcript is spliced from 7 exons. The record is from RefSeq and is a predicted model, not a curated record. Gene Ontology annotation, molecular function: DNA-binding transcription factor activity, RNA polymerase II-specific; protein binding; RNA polymerase II cis-regulatory region sequence-specific DNA binding.